AUAUAGAAGUAGAUUUCAGUUUCUUUGCAUCAUUUCUGUAUUCAGUUUUUAAAAUUCUCUCAUAACCCUAUUGAGUGUUUUUUAACUAAAUUAACAUGGCUCGAAUGAACCGCCCAGCUCCAGUAGAAGUCACAUAUAAGAACAUGAUAUUUCUUAUUACACACAAUAGAACCAAUCCAACAUUAAACAAAUUUAUAGAGGAACUUAAGAAGUAUGGAAUUACUACAAUAGUAAGAGUAUGUGAAGCAACUUAUGACACACUUGUGGAGAAAGAAGACAUCCAUGUUCUCGAUUGGACUUUUGAUGAUGGUGCACCAUCAUCCAACCAGAGUGUCGAUGACUGGUUAAGUCUUGUAAAAAUUAAGUUCUAUGAGGAACAGGGUUGUUGUAUUGCUGUUCAUUGUGUUUCAGGCCUUGGGAGAGCUCCAGUGUUAGUUGCCCUAGCAUUAAUUAAAGAUGGAAUGAAAUAUGAAGAUGUAGUACAAUUCAUAAGACAAAAGCGGCGUGGAACUUUUUUCUUUUUUUUCCUUUGGAGAGCUUUUAACAGCAAGCAACUUUUAUAUUUGGAGAAGUAUCGUCCUAAAAUACGGCUGUGCUUCAAAGACUCCGAUGUUCAUAGAAACAACUGUUGA
Molecule: messenger RNA, 632 nt
Organism: Tupaia belangeri chinensis (Chinese tree shrew)
Lineage: Eukaryota; Metazoa; Chordata; Mammalia; Scandentia; Tupaiidae
Product: protein tyrosine phosphatase type IVA 1-like
Exons: 2
Coding region: 96-632 (178 amino acids)
Biological process (GO): protein dephosphorylation
Source: RefSeq, a predicted model, not a curated record